This is a messenger RNA of Colletotrichum spaethianum, 1329 nucleotides long. RefSeq names its product L-pipecolate oxidase. Bases 1 to 1329 code for a protein of 442 amino acids. The transcript is spliced from 2 exons. Gene Ontology annotation, molecular function: L-pipecolate oxidase activity; proline dehydrogenase activity; sarcosine oxidase activity. The record is from RefSeq and is a predicted model, not a curated record. Lineage: Eukaryota; Fungi; Ascomycota; Sordariomycetes; Glomerellales; Glomerellaceae.
AUGACAUCCAAAUCCUCCCCCAUCGUCAUCGUCGGUGCUGGCGUCUUCGGUCUGAGCCUCGCGCACGAGCUUGUGGCCAACCGGGGCUACACCUCCGUCACGGUCCUGGACCGCUUCCUCCCGCCCGUCCCGGACGGCAGCUCCGUCGACGUCUCGCGCAUCAUCCGCACAGAGUACGCCGACCCGCUCUACUCGUCGCUGGCGACGGACGCCCUCGAGGGGUGGCGGACUUCCAAGGUGUACAAGCCGCACUACCACGAGUCCGGCUUCGUGAUGAUGGCGAACGAGAAGGAGCGCCCGAGCCCGUAUUUCGCAAAGUAUCGCCAGUGGAGAGGCGAGGCGAAGGCGGGAGAGACUCCGAUGGAGUUCUUUGAGCCGCCCCACGCGGACGCCGAGGUGAAGAGGCUGUACGCGGGCGUGCAGGCGGAUCUGCGGGAGUUUGCGGCCACGCACAACACCGCGGGCGGGUGGGCCGAUGCGGCGGGCGCGAUCCGCGCGCUGGCGGGCAAGUGUACGCUCGCGGGCGUUUCGUUUGUGACGGGCGCCCACGGGACCGUCGUGUCCCUGCAGCGGUCCGGGGGCCGGGUGGCUGGCGUGCGGACGGCGGCGGGGACGACGGUGGAGGCGGAGAGGGUAGUGCUCGCGACGGGCGCGUGGACGAACCGGAUCGUUCCCGGCGUGGGCCACGCGGUCGCGGCGUCGGGCCAGCCGGUCGGGUUCAUCCGGUUGUCGGACGAGGAGGCGGCGAGGGUGAGGGACAUGCCUGUCAUGGUUAACAUGAGCACGGGCGUGUUCUGCUUCCCACCGACGCCGGGGACGAACCUGCUCAAGGUGGCGAGGCACGGGUUCGGCUACGCGACCGAGUUCGAGGCCGAGGUCGCGGACCGGGACGACAAGGCGAGGAAGGUGUCGAGCCCGCGGUUGGCGGGGAGCAACGCCGCGUCCGGCUUCCUCCCGCGGGACGCGGACGAGGGGCUGCGGGAGGGCGUGAGGCUGUUCUUCCCCGAGUUCGCCGAGAGGGAGUGGGUGUACAGGCGGAUGUGCUGGUAUACCGACACGCCCGAGGGGGAUUUUGUCGUCGACUACCACCCCGAUGUUGAGGGGCUGUUUUUCGCGACCGGCGGUGCUGGACACGCCUUCAAGUUCCUGCCCGUUAUCGGCACGCACGUCGCGGACUGCUUCGAGCGCAAGGCGUCCACGGCGUUACGGGAGAAGUGGAGGCUGAGAAGGGCCGUUGGCGGCGAGACUACGUUGAAGAUGGCGGGGGACGGGAGCCGGGCUGGGCCGGCGCUGCGGAAGCUUUCGCCGCAGGAGCAGGCGAAGCUGUGA